GGACCGUGCCGCUGCAGGAGUUCUGGGAAGUUGUGGCUGUCGAGAAUGGGGGUCUGUGGGUACCUGUUCCUGCCCUGGAAGUGCCUCGUGGUCGUGUCUCUCAGGCUGCUGUUCCUUGUACCCACAGGAGUGCCGGUGCGCAGCGGAGAUGCCACCUUUCCCAAAGCUAUGGACAACGUGACGGUCCGGCAGGGGGAGAGCGCCACCCUCAGGUGUACCAUAGAUGAUCGGGUCACCAGGGUAGCCUGGCUAAACCGCAGCACAAUCCUCUAUGCUGGGAAUGACAAGUGGUCCAUAGACCCUCGAGUGAUCAUCUUGGUCAACACGCCUACCCAAUACAGUAUCAUGAUCCAGAAUGUGGAUGUAUAUGAUGAAGGUCCAUAUACCUGCUCUGUGCAGACAGACAAUCACCCCAAAACCUCCCGGGUCCAUCUCAUAGUGCAAGUUCCUCCCCAGAUAAUGAACAUCUCCUCAGACAUUACUGUGAAUGAAGGAAGCAGUGUGACCCUGUUAUGUCUUGCAAUUGGCAGACCAGAGCCAACGGUGACAUGGAGGCACCUGUCAGUCAAGGAAGGCCAGGGCUUUGUGAGUGAAGAUGAAUACCUGGAAAUCUCAGACAUCAAACGUGACCAGUCUGGGGAGUACGAGUGUAGCGCCUUGAACGACGUCGCUGCACCUGAUGUUCGGAAAGUAAAAAUCACUGUAAACUACCCUCCCUAUAUAUCUAAAGCCAAGAACACUGGUGUUUCAGUUGGUCAAAAGGGCAUCUUAAGCUGUGAAGCCUCUGCUGUCCCCAUGGCUGAAUUCCAGUGGUUCAAAGAAGAUACCAGGUUAGCCACUGGCCUGGAUGGGGUGAGAAUUGAGAACAAAGGCCGCAUGUCCACUUUGACUUUCUUCAAUGUCUCAGAGAAGGAUUAUGGGAACUAUACGUGUGUGGCCACAAACAAGCUUGGAAACACCAAUGCCAGCAUCACCCUGUAUGAAAUAAGCCCCUCAUCAGCAGUGGCAGGGCCUGGAGCAGUGAUUGAUGGUGUAAACUCGGCCUCUAGAGCACUGGCUUGUCUCUGGCUCUCAGGGACCUUCUUUGCCCACUUCUUCAUCAAGUUUUGAUAAGAAACCAUAGGUCCUCUGAGCAUCGCCUGCUUG
Apodemus sylvaticus (European woodmouse) is the source of this 1146-nucleotide messenger RNA. RefSeq names its product opioid binding protein/cell adhesion molecule like (gene Opcml). The record is from RefSeq and is a predicted model, not a curated record. The coding region runs from base 46 to 1110 and encodes 354 amino acids. Lineage: Eukaryota; Metazoa; Chordata; Mammalia; Rodentia; Muridae. Gene Ontology annotation, cellular component: neuron projection. The transcript has 8 exons.